Messenger RNA from Belonocnema kinseyi, 899 nucleotides. RefSeq lists its product as uncharacterized. The transcript has 5 exons. Lineage: Eukaryota; Metazoa; Arthropoda; Insecta; Hymenoptera; Cynipidae. Gene Ontology annotation, cellular component: mitochondrion. Gene Ontology annotation, biological process: mitochondrial respiratory chain complex I assembly. The coding region runs from base 100 to 747 and encodes 215 amino acids. The record is from RefSeq and is a predicted model, not a curated record.
AGACCUGAAGUGGUAGUGUGGCAGUACAGAGUAUAAGCAUGGCUAGAAUCAAAACAAAUCUCAUAUUUUAAAUAAAUUAUCUAAUGAUUUUAUGAAAUAAUGGCUUUAAAAGUAGCAGGAGAUGUAGUGCCAAAGGAUGCCGUGAUUUUAAGUGAAAAUGAUGCUGUUAGUUAUCAAUGGGAACAAAUAUUUAAAUGGCCAAAUAAAUCGGACGUAUGGGCUUUCCGUUAUGGUUUAGCAUCUGUUUCUGGAACGGCGGCAGUAUCCGCUGGAUAUAUUAUUCGGCACCAUAGAAGAAAAUUAAAAUUACGAGAAUAUGGAUAUUUAACUUCGAUGUUUGCCGUUAUGGUUGCUCCUGCAAUCGCAGCAGGUGUUGCUCAUGCAGAGUUUAUUACCAAUGAUCUUCUACUUUUUAAAACCCCGUGUCCCGUAUGUCUACAAACAAAAGCAGCUGCAGUACAAUUGGUUGCCGGAUUGAUGUAUCCUCUCAUUUUUUCUCCAUUAACUUGCACCGUGCUGGCAAUUCAAGGAGGAUUCAGAAUUCCUGCCCCACCUGGAAAGUUAAAUGCUUUGAAGAUGUGGUAUAAAUUUUCAAAACCCAUUGUUUUACCACUCACCAUAAUGAUUGGUUUGCAAAUUUUAUGUGCUACUAGUCUCACCUAUAUUGAGGCUAAACAAUUUUAUGAAUUGAACGAAAAAUUAUUAGCCGAAUCAGGAGAGAAAUCAGCUGCCGAUUGCACUACAUAGUACACAAGACAAUUUAUGAACAUGUAGCACACUUUGGGAGCAAGUUUUUCAAGUCUGAGAUCAUUACCAGGCUCGAACGUCCGGAUUAUUGAACAAAAUAAUCUUAGGGACAUUUAUCGAGCCGCUAAGACUAUCAAUAUGAUAAAAUUAUC